AAGAGAAACGCUAAUUUACCGCGAAAAGUUUUUGAUAGUUUUGAUAUUCUUAAACAAUUGAACAUUUUCUACAAUGAGUAAGAAAAAUUUAACAACGAAAGCAUUGGCAAAGAAAUUAUCUGAAAAAGUGCGAGUUGUUCAAGCGGUUAGUGUUCAAGACAUUGAAGAUGCCGAAAAAUCACAAUUUUUCUCACCGGUUCAAACCCGACAUCAACGGAAGACUAACAAGAAUCCACCAAAACGAUUGGAAAUUCCAGUAAAAUCGGAGCCAUCAACAUCCAUUGCAGCGAUCAAUAAACCCAUUAAAUUAAAUUCUAUAACUAAGAAUAUACAAGUUAAAGAACAUAAAAUUAAGGAAAAUGUCGUUGAGAGUAAAGAAGACCUAUUGCAUUUGACCAAAGCUAAUAUUAAUAUGGAAAACCAAGUAAAAUGGGAGCCACAAAAUUGGCGUCUAAUUUUGGAGAAUAUUAGAUCAAUGCGUACUGAUGUUGAAGCGCCAGUAGACACAAUGGGAUGUCACAAAUGCGCUGAUAAUGAAGCGGAUGAAAAGACCCAACGGUUUCAUAAACUUGUUGCGCUUAUGCUGUCGAGUCAAACGAAAGAUGAAAUAACAUAUGAAGCAAUGCAGCGCCUACGAAGUACUAGUUUAACGCCGCAAGCCAUUAUAGACAUAGACAGCGCAGAGCUUGAGAACUUAUUGAAACCAGUUUCAUUCUAUAAAAAUAAAGCUAAAUAUUUGCAAUUAGCGUCAAAAGUGCUUGUACACAAAUACGACAGCGACAUUCCUGGUACUAUUAAAGAGCUCCAAGCUUUGCCCGGUGUUGGACCAAAGAUGGCACAUAUAUGCAUGGCAACGGCAUGGAAUGAAGUAACCGGUAUUGGAGUAGAUGUACAUGUACAUCGUAUUGCUAAUCGCCUUAAGUGGUUACCAAAACCGACUAAAGAACCUGAACAAACCCGUGUCGGACUUGAAGCAUGGCUUCCUCGAGAAAUGUGGCAAGACGUUAAUCAUUUGCUAGUCGGUUUUGGUCAAACCGUUUGUAAAGCUGUGCGGCCGCAUUGUUCGGAAUGCUUAAAUCGUGACAUUUGUCCAGCAUCAGUAUAUAAAAGCAUAAAUAAGACAAAAAUGAAAGCAGAACCCUUAAAUAUUGCCGCUAAAAUAUCAAAGUUGGAGAAUGUUUAAUUAACAGUGAUUUAUUGAAGUAAAAAUCGCCAUAGAAUAUAAACUAAGCCUAUGAUUUUUAAAAUGAUUUGUGGUAUGUAAAACUUACCCUUAGUUAAAGUAUUAUUGAAUCAUUUAUCAUUUGUUGUUGUUAUGAUCGUUUUUUCCAAGUACAUGUGCGUGUCAGAUGAAUAUAAAUUUAAAUUUUCAACAAAAAAAAAGUAAACGAUCAAAAUAAUAUUAACAUGUUUUUUAUAUUUUAGUAGACGUUAACAAGGCCAAACCAAUAAAAUUUCAAAUAAAAUGUUUACUUGUGUUUAUAAAUAGUAGCAUUAUGGAGCAUAUAUUUUUGUAAAUGCCAAACAAAUUUCGUAAAAUUAUCAUAUAACGUCCACUGCCAUCACCUUACUACUAGACAUGUUCCAAUUAAAAUUUAUUUCUGUUUAGUUUCUUGAUCAGUUACAUAACGCACAUAAAUAACAGGAUUUGGCACAUUGGCAGGUGGUUCCUCAAACUCAUCCAUAUAUGAACAGGCAAUAGCUAGUGUGCUACCGUCAUGACUGAAGUUGAGUGAUGAGAUUGAAGUGUCAUAUUGAUGGAAUUGGCAAAGUCGUUUUUUGUUAAAACCAUCCCA
Messenger RNA from Zeugodacus cucurbitae (melon fly), 1796 nucleotides. RefSeq names its product endonuclease III-like protein 1 (gene Nthl1). Gene Ontology annotation, molecular function: 4 iron, 4 sulfur cluster binding; DNA binding; oxidized pyrimidine nucleobase lesion DNA N-glycosylase activity. The coding region runs from base 74 to 1183 and encodes 369 amino acids. NCBI's taxonomy places the organism in Eukaryota, Metazoa, Arthropoda, Insecta, Diptera, Tephritidae. The record is from RefSeq and is a predicted model, not a curated record. Gene Ontology annotation, cellular component: nucleus. Gene Ontology annotation, biological process: nucleotide-excision repair; base-excision repair, AP site formation; base-excision repair. The transcript has 4 exons.